ACGAACUAAUCCAACAAAAUUAGCGGGCAGAAAUGGUUUUUAUUAUAUCCCCGAAAACCAUGACCACCAUCAAUCUUCCUCUCUACCUCAAACCCUCGCCUAAUUCUCACUUCCUCCGCCGCAAUUCACCUCCGAUAAGUCUCCGCCGCUCGUCGCUCACCGUGAGAAGUCAAGCGUUGGGAGAACCGCCGGAUUCCGCCGCCGUGUACCAAGGAGUCUACGGCCCAUGGAAAGUCGAUUCAGCCGACGUCCAGGAAGUGGUUCUCUACAGAUCAGGUCUCGUCACCGCCGCCUCGUCAUUUGUGAUUGCUUCUUCGACGGCGUUUCUGUACAGCACCGAUUCUGAAGUAAUGGAUUUGAUAAGAAGGAAUUUGGAUUUGUUUUAUGGAGUCGGAGCUUGUGGAUUGGGGGUUUCUCUGUUUCUGAUUCACAUUUAUGUUACUGAAAUUAAGCGCACGCUGCAGGGGCUGUGGCUAAUUGGUGGCCUUGGAUCUUUGGCUGCGUACGCCGCUUUGGCUCAACCGGCGGGUAAGGGUUUGGUGGAGUAUGUUGUUCUCAAUCCUGCUGCUGUUUGGUUAGUUGGCCCGCUAUUUGCUGCUUUAACUGGCCUUGUGUUCAAGGAAGGACUUUGCUAUGGGAAGCUGGAAGCUGGUAUAUUGACAUUUAUCAUUCCAUCGGUUCUGCUUGGGCAUCUGAGUGGUUUGAUGGAUGAAGGUACAAAACUGAGUUUGUUGGGUGUGUGGAUGGCGCUCUUUGUCGUGUUUGCCGGAAGAAAGUUCACUCAGCCUAUUAAGGAUGAUAUAGGAGACAAAUCGGUCUUCAUAUUCAAAGCAUUGCCUGAGAAGGAGAAAGCAGCACUGAUAGAAAAGCUUGAGCAGCAAAACUAUCCACAGAAUCGCAAUUAGGUAGAGGGGAAAACCUUCUAUUGAGUUAUUUUGUCAAUCACACACUUUUCAUUGUAGGUGAUAUUUAAAAAAAAUGCAGUGGUUUUAGUGCUUUGGAUUUGUUAUGGCUGCUGUUACACAUAAACGUAAACUCUACAAAAAAAAAGGUCACUCUUGUUGUGUAUUUAGCUUGUUCAUGUCAUCCUGUACAAUCUUAUUUUAGCAUAACAGCCUAAACUUGUACUGAUUCAUUUCA
Messenger RNA from Erythranthe guttata (spotted monkey flower), 1140 nucleotides. RefSeq names its product integral membrane family protein. Gene Ontology annotation, cellular component: chloroplast. The record is from RefSeq and is a predicted model, not a curated record. NCBI's taxonomy places the organism in Eukaryota, Viridiplantae, Streptophyta, Magnoliopsida, Lamiales, Phrymaceae.